AUGGACCUGGACGUGGACUACGAGCGGCCCAACGUCGAGACCAUCAAGUGCGUGGUGGUGGGCGACAACGCCGUGGGCAAGACCCGGCUGAUCUGCGCCCGCGCCUGCAACGCCACCCUCAGCCAGUACCAGCUGCUGGCCACGCACGUGCCCACCGUGUGGGCCAUCGACCAGUACCGCGUCUGCCAGGAGGUGCUGGAGCGCUCCCGGGACGUGGUGGACGAGGUGAGCGUGUCGCUGCGGCUCUGGGACACCUUCGGGGACCACCACAAGGACCGGCGCUUCGCCUACGGCAGGUCGGAUGUGGUCGUGCUCUGCUUCUCGCUGGCCAACCCCAACUCCCUGCGCCACGUGAAGACCAUGUGGUACCCCGAGAUCAAGCACUUCUGCCCGCGGACCCCCAUCAUCCUGGUGGGCUGCCAGCUGGACCUGCGCUACGCCGACCUGGAGGCCGUCAACCGUGCCCGGCGCCCCCUGGCCAAGCCCAUCAAGCCCACGGACAUCCUGCCCCCGGAGCGGGGCCACGAGGUGGCCAAGGAGCUGGGCGUGCCCUACUACGAGACCAGCGUGGUGGCCCAGUUCGGCAUCAAGGACGUCUUCGACAACGCCAUCCGUGCCGCCCUCAUCUCCCGCCGCCACCUGCAGUUCUGGAAGUCCCACCUGAAGAAGAUGCAGCGCCCGCUGCUGCAGGCCCCCUUCCUGCCCCCCAAGCCCCCGCCGCCCGUCAUCCACAUCCCCGACCCCCCGGCCAGCCGCAGCUGGGGCCCCGCCGCCCUUUUCUGCACCCCGCUGUGCGCCGACGUCGUCUUCCAGCUGCAGGGCGGCCAGCAGGUCUUCGCCCACCGCGUCUACCUGGCCACCUCCUGCUCCAAGUUCUACGACCUCUUCACCCUGGAGGGGCCGCGGGGGGCGGCCAAGGAGCCGGCCGCCCGCGCCCGCAGCCUGGAUGGGGAGCGGGGGGCGCUGGGCGAGGGGGCGCGCGCCCCGCUGCGGACCUCGCAGAGCGACGAUGCCCUGCGGCCGGCGGCGGGGGACAACGCGGUGCCCGGUGCCCGCGACCUGUCGGCGUGGGGCCGUGGCUUUGUCAGCAUGCGCUGGGAGCUGGUGGAGGACCCGGUGGCGGGGCGGGAGAAGCGGAUGACGGUGGUGUGCAUGGACCGGCUGGUGCAGGCGGAGCCCUUCCGCGCCGUGCUGGAGUACCUCUACACCGGGCGGCUGGACCAGGCCCGCGGGGACCUGAUGCAGGUGGCCACCAUCGCCGAGCUGCUGGAGGUCUUCGACCUGCGCAUGAUGGUGGCCAACGUGCUCAACAAGGAGAGCUUCAUGAACCAGGAGAUCACCAAGGCCUUCCACGUCCGCCGUGCCAACCGCAUCAAGGAGUGCCUGGGGAAGGGGGUCUUCGCAGAUGUGGUUUUCCGCGUGGAUGACGGGACCGUGCCGGCGCACAAACCCCUGCUGAUUGCCGGCUGCGACUGGAUGAUGGCCAUGUUCCGGGGGGCUUUCCGGGAGAGCUACGCUGCUGAGGUCUCCCUGCCAGGCACCAACUGCGCCUGCCUGCGCGCCGUCCUCGACUUCCUCUACACCGGCGUCUUCACCCCCACACCCGACCUGGACGCCAUGGAGCUCCUCAUCCUCACCAACCGCCUCUGCCUGCCCCGGCUGCAGGCGCUCACAGAGCAGUACGCCGUGGAUGAGCUGCUCCGAGCCUUCAUGCAGCAGGUGGAGAUCGACGAGCAGGUGAUCAUCUACCUGGAGAUGACGCAGUUCCACAACGCCCGGCAGCUGGCCGCCUGGUGCCUGCACUACAUCUGCACCAACUACAACAGCGUCUGCCGCCGCUUCCCCCGGGAGAUGAAGUUCAUGUCCCCAGAGAACCAGGCGCACUUCGAGCGGCACCGCUGGCCGCCGGUGUGGUACCUGAAGGAGGAGGACCUGUACCUGCGCUCCAAGAAGGAGCGGGAUCGCGAGGAGCAGCUGCAGCGCAAGCAGCACACCCGCAGCAAGUGGUGCUUCUGGCGCCCCUCGCCCCACGUCUCCUGAAGCGAGGGGCACAAGGGGCACGGCCGUGACGCGCCCCGGGGCAAGGGGCACGGCCGCGCCCCGGCUGGCACAGGGUGGGGGGCUCCCCUCUCCGCCCCCCCCCUGCCCCGGGGCUGCGGCUGCUGCGGGCCCUGGGGGCUGCCUGUUUACACCCCCGUCCCCAGGCUGGUUUACAGGCGCUCGCUGCCGCCGCCGCUCUGGUUUACGGCCCCAUUCCCCCCCCCGCCGCCGCCUCGCGGUGCCUUUCCCUGGGGCGGCGGCGUGCCAAGCCGGGCAGGGCCCCCCCACCCCAGCCGGCGCUGGUGCUACCUCUGACCGAGCAGUAUUGUGGGGCUGGGGGCUCUGCUGCCCCCUCCCCUGCCAGGGCCCCGCGGGAGGGUGCUGGCUCCCCGGGCUGGGGCUCCCCGGCCGGGCUCUCUGGUGCUGUUUUUUCCCCCCUUCCUCUGCCUCAGCGGAGGUGGGGGCCAAGCUGUGAGCGGGGCACGGGGCGGGAGGGCAGAGGGGCCGCGGGGGCUGCGUGUGCCACAGGAGCUGCCCCUGCCCGCCGAGGGCGUCCCGGCUCACCCCGGUCAUCUCUGUGCCUUGGACACGUCCCGGAGGGGCCGACGUCCCCGUCGCGGUGUCCCUGCGCUGCACAACCCUUUGUACACUUUUCUACUCCGCUCGCCCCGACCCAGCACAACCUCCCGGGCGCCUGCGCCCGCCUCAAGGGCUCUUUGUACCUUCGCCUUCCCAACCACUGUGAGUGGGGCGCCGCGCUUUGCCGCGCCGAGUUUUAACCUUUAAUAAAGCCUUUUGUAACGGGA
Molecule: messenger RNA, 2846 nt
Organism: Anas platyrhynchos (mallard)
Lineage: Eukaryota; Metazoa; Chordata; Aves; Anseriformes; Anatidae
Product: rho-related BTB domain-containing protein 2
Biological process (GO): small GTPase-mediated signal transduction
Molecular function (GO): GTP binding; protein binding; GTPase activity
Source: RefSeq, a predicted model, not a curated record